Molecule: messenger RNA, 2123 nt
Organism: Bombina bombina (fire-bellied toad)
Lineage: Eukaryota; Metazoa; Chordata; Amphibia; Anura; Bombinatoridae
Product: keratin, type II cytoskeletal 5-like
Exons: 9
Coding region: 68-1768 (566 amino acids)
Biological process (GO): intermediate filament organization; keratinization
Cellular component (GO): keratin filament
Molecular function (GO): structural constituent of skin epidermis
Source: RefSeq, a predicted model, not a curated record
GAGAUUCAUUCUGCUUUUUGCUCUGUGCCCAUCCUCAGCACCACAUCUAUACAAUACCAGCAGGACCAUGUCUGUGUCUCGCCAAUCAACAUACUCUGUUUCAGGGAACAAAAAGGGCUUUAGUGCCUCUUCAGCUGUUGCACCUGGGGCAAGCCGAAACAGCUUCAGCUCAAUGUCUGUCUCUCGUUCUGGAGGUGGAGGUGGAGGUGCAUGUGCUAGCCGUGUCAGCUAUGGAGGGUUUGGCAGCAGAAGUCUCCACAGUUUAGGAGGAAAUAAAAGAAUUUCCCUCAGCUCUCAGUCCCGUGUAGGAUCUAACACUGGCUUUGGUUUUGGUGGAGGAGCUGGUAGUGGAGCAGGCUUUGGAGGAGGUGCAGGUUCUGGAUUUGGAAUCGGUCAAGGAUUUGGUGGAGGUGCUGGGUUCCCAGUGUGCCCACCUGGUGGUAUCCAGGAAGUUACUAUUAACCAGAGCCUUCUUGCUCCCCUCAAUCUGCAAAUUGACCCAACAAUUCAGAAAGUGCGCACAGAAGAAAGGGAACAAAUUAAGACUCUCAACAACAAAUUUGCUACUUUCAUUGACAAGGUCCGUUUCUUAGAACAACAAAACAAAGUAUUGGAAACAAAAUGGAAUCUUUUGCAAGAACAGGGAGUAAAAACCGUUAAAAGUAACAUUGAACCUCUAUUUGAAACCUACAUUAACACAUUGCGCAGACAACUAGACUCUCUUGUAAAUGACAAAUCCCGUCUGGAUUCAGAGUUAAGACAAAUGCAGGAUUCUGUAGAGGAAUUUAAACACAAGUAUGAAGAAGAAAUCAACAAGCGCACAGCAGCAGAAAAUGAAUUUGUGGUGCUUAAAAAGGAUGUGGAUGCUGCAUACAUGAACAAGGUUGAACUUGAAGCCAAGGUUGAUAGUCUGACAGAUGAGAUCAACUUCUUAAGGGCCCUUUAUGAAGCGGAAAUGAAUCAGAUGCACGCUCAGAUCUCUGACACAUCAGUCGUUCUGUCUAUGGACAACAACAGAGCUCUGGACUUGAAUGGAAUCAUCGCUGAGGUGAAGUGUCAGUAUGAGGAGAUUGCCAACAGAAGCCGAGCAGAAGCUGAAUCCUGGUACCAGACCAAAUAUGAGGAACUGCAGGUCUCAGCUGGAAGACAUGGAGAUGAUUUGAGGAAUACCAAGGCUGAAAUCUCUGAGCUGAACCGUAUGAUUAACAGACUACGCUCUGAAAUCGACAAUGUGAAGAAACAGUGUGCCAAACUACAGAGUGCUAUUGCUGAGGCAGAGGAACGUGGUGAGCUUGCAUUAAAGGAUGCCAAACAGAAGUUGAAUGAGCUAGAAGAUGCCCUGCAGAAGUCCAAACAGGACAUGGCUCGCCAGCUUCGUGAAUACCAAGAUUUGAUGAAUGUGAAACUGGCUCUUGAUAUUGAAAUUGCCACAUACAGAAAACUGCUGGAAGGAGAGGAGAGCAGGUUGUCAGGAGAAGGUGUGGGAGCUGUUAACAUCUCUGUAGUGAGCUCAAGCUCAAGCUAUGGUUCUGGUUAUGGAGUUGGAGGCGGCAGUGGAUUCGGUGGCGGCAGUGGAUUCGGUGGCGGUAGCGGAUACGGAGGAGGUAGCGGAUACGGCGUCAGCAAUGGUCAAGGAGGAGGAUAUGGAAUGGGAGGAGGAAACUUCAGUGCAAACAGUGGAAAAAUGGCAAACUUUGGCUCUGGAGGUGCAAGCAACUCAAGUGUAAAAAUUGUAUCAAAGACCUCUACAAGCUCCAGGAGAUAUUAAAUUACCCAAAGUGCCAUGUGUGGAUGAUAACAGGUGUCAAACCCCCCAAAAACCUAAAGAGUUAGCCAAAUAUAAAUGUUUGUGCAUUUACAGUGUUGAGGUUUACAAGCAUGCUUCAUGUAUUUGUAUUUUACUUCAUUCUUUCUGGAUCUGUUUCACUGGAGUAAACUAUAACAGGUCCAUUUGUUAUUGAAAGAAGCUGACAAAUUAAUCCAUAUAAUGUUUGUAAGAAAAUACCCUCAGCUCAUAUUUGUGUUUUCUGUAACUUAGCAGUUGCUUAUCUUUGUUUGAUGCUUCUAUCAAAAUGUCUAAUCUUUUCUGAAAAUUCUUCAAUAAAUUGCAAUCAUUCUAAAAA